Molecule: messenger RNA, 3777 nt
Organism: Salmo salar (Atlantic salmon)
Lineage: Eukaryota; Metazoa; Chordata; Actinopteri; Salmoniformes; Salmonidae
Source: RefSeq, a predicted model, not a curated record
CCCACAUACAGUCUGCAUAGAACUAGGGAUGACUCACUGCUGAAAACGAAAGUAAAUUCAAAAUCUGUAAAACUCUUCUUUCAUAUUUUCCUGUGCUGCCGGCACUUUUUGUGUUUGAAAUGGAUCCAUCCAUGUUGUUGGUAUAGCCAAAGCAGUUACCGGGCUGCUGCUUCCGGGAGCCAGGCAGAGGCAGAGAUUGAAGAGUCACCCGAUAAACUCUCCCGCGACACCGCUAGAAUGUCGACAAUACUUUAUAAGCCGUCUGUGUUGAGGGCUGAGGAGCUGAAAGAGAGAAGCUAUUUGGGUCUUCCAAGUCAGCUGCUGCCCACUCUGGAGGAGCUAAGCACAGAGGAGUUGAUGAGAUUUCAGUUUUACCUGACUGGUGGCCAGCUGCCUGGCUUGUGUCCUGUCCCAGAGAGCCAACUGGAGAGGGCUGACUGGCGGAAGACCCCCCAGAAAUACAGCCCUGAGAAUGCUGUGAAGAUCACAGUGGGCAUCCUGAGAAGGAUGAACCGGAAUGAUCUCAUUGAAAAGUUAGAGAGAGAUCACAGAGGUGGAACCUGUCUGAUGAAAGGGUUGGAUCGCUUAGAGGAGGUGGGGGUGGCGAGGAAGAGGAGGAAAAGGUACAAACCGAAGAUUCUGACUGGCAGUCUGAAGAAGAGAAAGCAAGAGGGACCCACAGUGCUGUCUGUCCCAAAUCUUCUACUGGAAACUCUAGAGAAGCUGAGCACAGUCAAUCUGAAGAGAUUUCAGUGGCAUCUGACUGAGGAUGUUCUGGACAAACUUCCUCCCAUUCCAGAGAGCCAGCUGAAGAACUCUAACUGGCAGGACACAGUGGAUCAGAUCAUGCAGAUCUAUGGCCCUGAGAAAGCUGUGGAGAUCACUGUGGUAGUCCUGAGGUUGCUGUACCGGAAUGAUCUUGCUGAAGUCUUAGAGAGAUCUCAUAGAGGAGCCCAGGGUGCAUUGGAUGGUAAAGUUGCGAAUGACAGACUCGACUCUUUGAGGCACACCGAUCUGCAGGUUGAACAUGGUGGAACCUGUCUGAUGAGAGGGUUGGAUCGCUUAGAGGAGGGGGGGGCGGCGAGGAAGAGGAGGAAAAGGUACAAACCGAAGAUUCUGACUGGCAGUCUGAAGAAGAGAAAGCAAGAGGGACCCACAAUGCUGUCUGUCCCAAAUCUUCUACUGGAAACUCUAGAGAAGCUGAGCACAGUCAAGCUGAAGAGAUUUCAGUGGCAUCUGACUGAGGAUGUUUUGGACAAACUUCCUCCCAUUCCAGAGAGCCAGCUGAAGAACUCUAACUGGCAGGACACAGUGGAUCAGAUCAUGCAGAUCUAUGGCCCUGAGAAAGCUGUGGAGAUCACUGUGGUGGUCCUGAGGUUGCUGUACCGGAAUGAUCUUGCUGAAGUCUUAGAGAGAUCUCAUAGAGGAGCCCAGGGUGCAUUGGAUGGUAAAGUUGCGAAUGACAGACUCGACUCUUUGAGGCACACCGAUCUGCAGGUUGAACAUGGCAGAGCAGGCAACAGAUGGCACACAGACAGCAGAGUUGGGGACAGAUAUGCAGGGACAGACUGGCAGAGACAUGGAGUUUCAGUGCCUGUCUGCUCCGGAGAAAAACACCCAUCUUUUAAAAAAAGUGAGACGACAUGGUAUGUCUCACCGGGCAUUAUUACACCUGCCAGAUCAACCGUAUCUUGCUCUUGCUCUGAGAGUGACCUUGAGGAGGAACACGUCCAACUUGUUGGCAGUUCUUCUAGUGCCUUGGAUAGAGAAGCAUCGGAUCGCACAGCUGUUGACUCUCUCUCUAAGUCUGUGACUCCCUAUCAAUUUGAACCUAAAACCUGUGAUCAUGAGAACAAGGGAACAUACUGGUUCCAGUGCCCCCAUGCAGGUCUGUUCCAGUGCAGUAUAACUGGACUAGUAUUUGAGAUGGAGGGGGAGGGAGAGGUGCUCUAUUGGACAGUCCCCUGGAACAGGAGGCUUCUAGCCCAGAGAGGCAAGAGGCCUGCAGGGCCCCUGUUUAAGUUUACAUGUCUCCAAGGGUCUGUCGGUCAGCUACACCUCCCACACUGUGAGCUCUAUGAUCAGGGUGGAUGUGACUUCCUGUCUGUAGCCCAUGUGACUGAUGACAAAAAAGUGGAAUUUAUCGAUAACCUUGAGCUAACAGACACACAUGUCAUAAUACAUGUCACUGGAUUCUCUAAGUAUGGCAUCGUCAGUGAAGAAUGCAGGCCCAUCUCUCCUAUCGAUACCCUUGUCUUGUUAUUCUACCAACUCCCAGAUGUUGACAAGAGGUCCAUCCUGAAGGUUUUGUUGCUUCCCAGUAAUGUUGUACUCAAGGAGGUACGGGAGGAAAGGAGAAGCAGCAAUGGGGAUAGAGAAAUCUACCUUGAAACAACUUCUCACUGCCAACUCACCCCGAAGCAAGAAUACACCCUCUCCACCGAUCUUACAGAUGACCAUCGAAUAAAACCAACGAAAGCAUCAUUUGUUGAUUUCCAGUCCUAUGAAAACUACAUUCCAACAUUUCAGUUGUUCAUGCAAUCGAUUGUUAAAGAAGCAAAUAUUUUUCUGAACGAAAAUGGCAGUGAUACAUUUGUAUGGGAUGGACUUGUCUGGCUUCCAGCCUCACUAACAGAAUUCACGUCUACAGUUUUGGCCCCUCCACCUGUAACUCCUAUCCCCCCUGGUCGAGCCUUCAUUACAAAACACAGAAUGGCGCUAGAGACUCGUCUGGGAGUCUUGCGACCCAUACUCCUGCAUCUCCAGCAACCGGACCGGGGGGUUCUGAUUGACGAGGAGAGGGAGGAGGUGCUCAGCAAAACCCCAAAGACCCUGCAGAACCAAGCUCUACUGGAUAUGGUGAUCAGAAAGGGGGCCCGCGCCCAGGAACACUUCUACCAAGCCCUGAGAGAAGCAGACCGCUGCCUGGUUGAAGACCUGGAAGAGCAGACAGCCUGAGAGGUGGCAAUAGACACAAGAAGAUCAGGGUGUAUUUAUAGCUCAGGGACUCAGAUGUUCUUAGUGGUGUGACAGAAUUGUUCAUAUUUCUUUAGUGUAUAGAUUUAUAGAACAUUAUUUUUCAUGUUUUUAUUUUCCUACAUAAACACAUUUUUGUGAUGCAUUUCUACAGUUGAUCUCAGGUUGAAGACACUCAUGAAUUUCGGGGUACAGACAAGCUCGGGGACUCUAACCUAACGUUGCAGGCGUAAAAUAAACCUACAGGGAAUCCAAUGCUGUAGUGUAUACAUACAAAGGAAUUUGUAUUGCAUUUGAUACAUUUUCAUGUAAGCUUGUGGAGUCUGAUUCCUCUCAAGCUUUUGUGGCGUACCCCAGGUUAGCCACCAGGGGGAGCCGCGUUGAGGCCUGGUGAUAGACGGAGUCUACAUCACACAGUGAUGGCUCCCUCUGCUGGAUGUGUCAGGUCUCGACGGGGUCUCCGGCCAGGACUAAUUGGGGCUGAUUAUGCUUUGUGAGUAAUCAAGGGGCUGAUUGCUCACCAGCUGGACGAGUCCCAUUAAAGCUGCCAGAAGGACAGCACAUGGGAGUGGGGACUGGGGAAGAGAGGUUAUUGAAGCGAUAAGGCCCGAGGGGGUGUGGUUAUUGGCCAAUAUACCAUGGCUAAGGGCUGUUCAUAAGCACGGCGCAACACGGAGGGCCUGGACACAGCCCUUAGCCGUGGUAUAUUGGCCAUAUAUCACAAACCCCCGAGGUGCCUUAUUGCUAUUAUAAACUGUUCACCAACGGAAUUAGGGAAGUAAAAAUAAAUGUUUUGUCAUA